AUGUUGUUGAUGUUGUUGGCUGUUCUUCUGUUUGGUACAGAUACGACGGAGAGUACAAGCACAGAUAAUUCUACAUUUGCAACUGUAUCAACACCACCAACGCCAGCUGAAAUCAUAACAUCUGCAAAUGAAUUAUUAUACUCACAUUAUGAUUUUGAAUCAUCUGCUAGUUUUAGUUCCAAACGGCCAUGUGAUAUGAAUGUAGAUAGUGAUGCAUUUAUAUCAACUCCACAUGGUAUGUAUAAUGUGUUUCUUUCUCCAGUACCAUUAGUUUAGAAAAUUUUUAUAUUUUCUAGAACCGUUUAUAGAAAAGACAUAAAGUUGAUAGUCAAAUUUCAACCAGUAUGUGUACGA
This is a messenger RNA of Didymodactylos carnosus, 354 nucleotides long. Lineage: Eukaryota; Metazoa; Rotifera; Eurotatoria; Philodinida; Philodinidae. The record is from the annotation of a GenBank genome assembly.